Molecule: messenger RNA, 1645 nt
Organism: Ipomoea nil (Japanese morning glory)
Lineage: Eukaryota; Viridiplantae; Streptophyta; Magnoliopsida; Solanales; Convolvulaceae
Product: UDP-glycosyltransferase 92A1
Exons: 1
Coding region: 104-1567 (487 amino acids)
Molecular function (GO): UDP-glycosyltransferase activity
Source: RefSeq, a predicted model, not a curated record
CCCAUAUUCAUAAUGCAAUACUACUACCAUAACUCUUAUCCGGACACUGUUCUACAACACUUCUUCUCUUCCUCUCUGCAACGAAUCCGAUCGCCAUCUGCUAAUGGGAGCGCAAAGGGAAACCAUAAUUCUCUUCCCUUUCAUGGCGCAAGCCCAUAUAACACCCUUCUUAGCCUUAUCUUUCACAAUUGCAGAAAAGGGUUCUUACAAUAUAAUCUUAGUUAACACCCCUUUGAACAUCAAGAAACUCCGAUCAUCUCUCCCGCCGAAAUACUCCUCCAUUCGCCUUCUCGAAGUACCCUUCGAUGGGGCCCAGCACGGCCUCCCGCCGGACGCCGAGACCGCCGACGUUCUCCCCUACGACGUCGGGCUACGCCUCCUCGAACUCUCCCCUUCCCUCGAGCCCGCCUUCAGAAAAUUAAUAUCCGAUGUGAUUCAGGGGGGGCUCCGGCCGCUCUGCGUCGUCGCCGACUUCUUUUUCGGGUGGACGGCCGCCGUGGUGCGCGAGUUCGGAAUCUUCCACGCUAUUUUCAGCGGCGGCGCCGGCGGGUUUGGUUUGGCUUGUUUCUACUCCAUGUGGCUUAGUCUUCCUCACAGAGAUUCCGAUAAGGUGGAGUUCACGCUUCCCGAUUUCCCCGAAGCCGGAGUUUUUCACGUCACUCAGUUAUCUCCGAGCUUAGCCGUGGCAAACGGCGCCGACCGUUUCUCCGUUUUCCAGCGGAAAAAUCUUCCGACAUGGGCGGAUUCAAAUGGGUUCUUGUUUAACACCGUAGCAGAGCUGGAAAAUAACGGGUUAGUGUAUUUCCGGCGAAAAUUAAACAUCCCGGUUUGGGCGAUCGGACCAAUAUUACUAUCGGAAGUCAGGGCCGGCAAAGAAUUUGGGAUUUCCCCGGAAGAAUGCAAAAAAUGGCUUGACAAAAAGCCGGAAAGCUCUGUACUUUACAUAUCUUUUGGUUCCCAGAGCACAAUCUCCGCAACCCAAAUGAUGCAACUGGCAAAAGCCUUAGAUUCCACCGACAGAAACUUCAUAUGGGUAAUCCGGCCGCCGCUGGGAUUCGAUCCCGCCGCCGAGUUUAUCCCCGAGGAAUGGCUGCCGGAGGGGUUCAUCGGACGCGUUAACGCCGGCGAAAGAGGGCUAAUAGUUCUAAACUGGGCGCCUCAGGUGGAGAUCCUCGCACAUUCCUCCAUUGGCGCAUUUUUAAGCCAUUGCGGAUGGAAUUCCGUCCUGGAAUCGCUCUGCAACGGGGUGGCGCUGAUAGGUUGGCCGAUGGCGGCGGAGCAGUUUUUCAAUGCGAAAUUCUUGGGAGAAGAAGUUGGGGUUUGUGUGGAGGUGGCCAGAGGGACUAAUUUUGAGGUGAGAUGGGGUGAUAUAGUGGAGAAGAUAGAGUUGGUUAUGGGGGAGAAUGAGAAAGGGAAAGAAAUCAGAAGAAAAGCUAUGGAGGUUAAAGAGAUUAUUAGGAAUGCUGGUAGAGAUGAAGAAGGUUACAAAGGGAGUUCUGUCAUAGCCAUGGAGGAGUUCCUGAAAGCUGCUGAGAUGAUGAAGGAAAGAGCAGAGAUUGGAAGAUAAUAAUACAUUUGUUGUAAAAUUAAUUCUUUUGUAAGUAUAUUUAAGAUAAGAUUAAGAAAAAGGUACAGAAUUGUAUAU